ACGUGGCAUCAAUCCUCCAAUAGCAAGCAGUCCAUGCAAGCAACUCCCCCUCUCAAGCCUCAUACAAAAGAGAAGACUCCACAUUACUCAGGACCCUCGAAAUGGCCUGCACUUGCAAGCAUCACAUGCAAGCUCUUUACUGAUUUUGCAUUCCAGUUUCCUCCUUGAGUUUCAGAGAAAAUGACAGUCUCUGCCGAUGUCCGGUUCUCCCUCUCAGCUGCAGCUGCUGGCCAGUUGCAUGGCGCCAGAGGAUUGGGAGUGAGGAGAUAUUGCUCGAGACUUGUGAAGUUUGGCAAUGGAGAGUUGAUGGGAAAUAAGUUGAAGUUAAACCAACUUCAUCAAGGAACUAGUACUCUUGCUGUUAGAAUUCCUAAGCAACAAGUUUGCAUGUCUCUUACUACUGAUGUAGCAAUGGAGUCCAGGUUGAGGGACCUAGAGAUGGAAAAAAGGGAUCCACGGACAGUCGUGGCUGUUAUUCUUGGUGGAGGAGCCGGUACUCGUCUUUUCCCUCUGACAAAGCGCCGAGCCAAACCUGCUGUCCCAAUCGGAGGUUCAUACAGACUGAUAGAUGUGCCAAUGAGCAACUGCAUCAACAGUGGAAUCAACAAGGUAUACAUCCUCACUCAAUACAACUCAGCAUCACUAAAUAGGCAUCUUGCUCGUGCCUACAACCUCGGUAAUGGAGUCAGUUUUGGAGAUGGUUUUGUAGAGGCCCUGGCAGCUACUCAAACUCCUGGAGAGGCAGGUAAAAAGUGGUUCCAGGGCACCGCUGAUGCUGUGCGGCAAUUUCAUUGGCUUUUUGAGGGCCCAAGAAGCAAGGAGAUUGAGGAUGUGCUAAUUCUUUCUGGAGAUCACUUGUAUCGAAUGGACUACAUGGACUUUGUGCAGAAUCAUCGGCAGGGUGGUGCAGAUAUUACUCUCUCUUGUCUACCGAUGGAUGAUAGCCGGGCCUCAGAUUUUGGUCUCAUGAAGAUUGACAAUAAGGGGAGAGUCCUUUCAUUCAGUGAAAAACCGAAGGGGGUUGACCUGAAGGCAAUGGAAGUCGAUACGACAGUAUUGGGGCUUUCGAAGGAAGAAGCUUUAAAGAAACCAUACAUUGCUUCAAUGGGAGUGUAUGUCUUCAAGAAGGAGAUACUUUUGAACCUUUUAAGGUGGCGUUUUCCAACUGCAAAUGACUUUGGAUCAGAGAUAAUUCCAGCUUCGGCAAAAGAAUUUUAUAUGAAGGCGUAUCUCUUCAAUGAUUAUUGGGAAGACAUAGGAACCAUCAGAUCCUUCUUUGCAGCAAAUCUUGCCCUCACUGAGCAUCCUCCAAGGUUUAGUUUCUAUGAUGCAGCAAAGCCAAUGUAUACAUCACGAAGAAACCUACCCCCAUCCAAGAUUGACAGUAGCAAGAUAGUUGAUUCAAUCAUAUCUCAUGGAAGUUUCUUAAACAACUGCUUCAUCGAACACAGUGUAAUUGGUAUCCGAUCUCGAAUAAACUCAAAUGCCCACUUACAGGAUACAGUAAUGCUUGGUGCUGACUUUUAUGAAACGGAAGCUGAAGUGGCAUCAGUGGUUGCUGAAGGAAGUGUACCGGUUGGGAUAGGAGAAAACACAAAAAUCAAAGAAUGCAUAAUCGAUAAAAAUGCCAGAAUUGGGAAGAAUGUCGUUAUUGCAAAUUCAGAGGGCAUACAAGAGGCCGAUAGAUCCAUGGAAGGCUUCUACAUCCGAUCUGGUGUUACGGUCAUAUUAAAGAACUCUGUUAUUCAAGAUGGAACUGUAAUAUAAUUUUGAUUGUUUUUUCUUCCAUCCUGUUUUUGUCGAUCAGGAUAGUAGCGAAGAUGGUAUAAACGCAACAUGACUAAUGGCAACCACCACCUUGUUUAUGGUGUGAGUAUGCAAA
Populus trichocarpa (black cottonwood) is the source of this 1882-nucleotide messenger RNA. Its product is annotated as glucose-1-phosphate adenylyltransferase large subunit 3, chloroplastic/amyloplastic. The record is from RefSeq and is a predicted model, not a curated record. The coding region runs from base 181 to 1767 and encodes 528 amino acids. Lineage: Eukaryota; Viridiplantae; Streptophyta; Magnoliopsida; Malpighiales; Salicaceae. Gene Ontology annotation, biological process: glycogen biosynthetic process. Gene Ontology annotation, molecular function: glucose-1-phosphate adenylyltransferase activity. The transcript is spliced from 15 exons.